GCUUAAAAGUAAUUAUAAAUUUAAAAAAACAUUAAAUGUGUUGAUGUAUGUUUCCCAGCAGGAUGGGGACAUUCGUGACCCUGGCAGAAGUGUUGGAGGCCCGGGGUUCACCGCUGGACGAGGACGAGGUCUGGUGUCUGCUGCUCGCCACCACCGACGCCUUAAUGGACAUCUCCAAAAAAGGUUCAGGUAACAUGUGCAGUAUGCUGAGCCCGGGCUCGGUGCUGCUGUCAGCCAAUGGGAGUCUGGCCUUCAAGAGCUGUGCCCGAUAUGAAGAUCUGGCCUCGUUCACAGCUCCAGAGGCCCAGCAGGGUCAUUCUGCCUCCACCAGGACGGGAGCCGAAAAGAUGGUGGUGUACUCACUGGGAAUGACUCUUUAUUGGUGCGUUGAUUAUCAUCUACCUCAAAACCAGCCGGUCCAGCUGAGUGCAGAGCUGGAGGGUCUUCUGCUCAGCAUGUGUGAGGACGUAGUAAUCAGGAGGACAGACCUGCUGACGGUGCUAGAGACCUGUGAGCUUCACCACAGAGCCGCCAUGCUGCCUCCGGCCGAACGCCUCAUCAGGCAGCUGGUAGAAGACGUCUACCAGAACUCAGUUGAUCAUGUUUCCAUGGCUGAUAACGGAUCCCGGCUGACAGACCGCAGUCAAAUGAUCCGGGACAGAUUACACAGAGGCUCUUUUAGUAACUCAACAUGGGCGCUAAAGAAGAAGAUUUCUAGAACUUUCUCUGGAGCGUCUUAUCCAUGCGAGCCCACUCGGAUUGCCUCUGGAGGCCGACACCGGGAGAGUUUCUGCAGCUGGCAGCAGCUGAGCAGAAACCCCUGCAGUCCCUUCAUGGACGCAAACCGCAACGCCAACUCAAGAUCCCUCGCACAGUUUGACUCCUCCAUGAGUCUGAGUGACAAGAAAUUAAAGGAAAUGGGUCCGGAGUUUAUCAGGAUGUCAGAUGAGCCUCCUGUUGUCUUGGAGCUGCCUGGAUCCAUUGUGUCAAAGAAAGGUAAAUGUGCGAGCAGCAGCAGAGAGCUGAGCGUGGUGAUGCCCAGCGGUCAGAGCGUCCUGGUGAAGUGUGAGGUGAAGUCCAGAGGACGAGAUGUCUUCGACAUGAUCGUGGCUCACUCCAACCUCAUGGAGCAUUUCUACUUUGGCCUUGCUUAUAUUGAUGAUAAUGAGUUUUUCUUCGUGGACAAUGAUACCAAGAUUUCCAAAGUGGCUCCAGAUAGUUGGAAGAAAGUGCCUACCACCACCUUUGUCCUUUUCUUCAGGGUCAAGUUCUUUGUCAACGACAUUGCUCUUCUUUUACACAAACAGACCCGCCACCAGUACUACCUCCAGCUGAGGAGAGACCUCCUGGAGGACAAGCUGUCCUGCCACGAGGAGACGGCCGUCUACCUGGGAGCUCUGGCCCUGCAGGCCGAGUGUGGAGACUGCAUGCCUGAGGUGUACGGUAGGAACUACUACCGCCCUGACCAGUACGUCUCCAAGAGCGUGAUGGAGAAACGUGCCUUGCCGUUUAUUCAGGCGGAGCUGCUGCGACUUCACACCAACAACUCUCAGAUGCUCACUGACGAAUCAGAGCUGGAGUUCCUCAAGGUGUGUCAGCAGUUACCUGAAUACGGCGUGUUAUUCCACCGAGUGACGAGAGAGAAAAAGCCUUCAGAAGGAGAGAUCAUCCUCGGGGUUUGUGCCAAAGGAGUCAUCCUCUACGAGGUUAAAGAUGGCUGCCGCUCCACCAGCCAGACCUUCUACUGGAGGGAGACGGCAACAAUCUCCUCUAAUAGACGUAAGUUUGUGAUAGAGAGCCGAGGCAGCAAGAAGAAGCACACCUUCAUCACAGAGAGGUCAAAGAUCGCCAAAUAUCUGUGUAACCUCUGUUCAGCCCAACACAAGUUCAACAACGAGAUGAACUCUCGCCAGCUCAGCCAAAGCCUGGUCUCAGAAGACAACAUGGUGCAGUAUCCAGCGGCGUGUCGUUCUCAGGGCAGCAGGAUGAAGUCGUACUCGUGUUCGGAGACGCCUCAGGACGACAGCGGGCUGACCACGCCGCAGGACGAGACGCUCAACAAGCUGUGUGACGACGUGGCCGCCAGGAUCGAGACCCGCAUCAAGCAGCAGCGCCUCAACGACCACAGCACGUGCUCCAGCAGCCAGCCCAGCAGCGCUGGGAUGCGUUCCCCAGCCUUCUCUCAGAGGAGUGGAUCUGAAGCUCCGUCUGGCUCUCCAGCAGCAAGAGAAACUCCUCCUAAACUAGGAUCGUCCUCAGAGAGAGAAGUCCUCUGUGUGACUCUAAAGAAAGACCCAAAGCUGGGCCUGGGUGUAGUGAUAGUGGGAGAGGACACUGUGGGGACGUAUGACUUGGGCAUCUUUGUUGCGUCUAUUGUUCCUGGUGGACCUGCUGAUAAGGACGGACGCAUCCGACCAGGUGGCCGUCUGAUCUCUCUGAACCACGUCAGCCUGGAGGGCGUCACGUUCAGCGAGGCAGCGGAGGUGAUGCAGAGCAGCCCCGAGGAGGUGCAGCUCAUCAUCUCACAGCCCAAAGUGAGCCCCAGCCCCAACAGUGUGCGCUCUCUCGGGUUGAGGAAUUACGAUUCCCAGACCACGCUGAUGGCGGACGGCCGGUCAGGAGACGACAGUUUGGAUGAGAUUGUUUCAGUCAUGAUGCCGCCGAAGACCAGCAACAGGCUUCAUGUCCCCAGAGAAGUCCCCCCAAGGGUCUACGGCGCACAGGACAACUGCUCCCUGUCUCCUCCUCUAAACUGUGGGAGGCCGGAGGUGAUCACUGUGACGCUCAGAAAGAUAUCAGGAAGUCUCGGCAUCAGCAUCUCUGGUGGAGUCAACACUAACCUUCCAAAUGGAGGAAUCUACAUCAGGAGCCUGGUUCCAGGAGGAGCUGCUGAGAGAGAUGGACGUAUACAUUCAGGCGACAGAUUGUUGGAGGUGGAUGGGAUUCGCUUCCAGGGCUUCACCUACCAGCAGGCUGUGGAGUGUCUGAGUAAAACUGGGGAGGUGGUAACCCUGGUCGUGGAGAGGCAGCUGAUGAACCUACCGAGGGUUUCUCUCAGUGCCGACACCAUCAGCAGUGGAUCCAAUCAGAGCGCGAGUCCAGUUUCCAGCCGGCUCCGGAUCAACAGCUGCUCGUCCAACAGCACCGCUCCAAACACGACCUCCGACCUUUCCAAGGACUACAGCUUCGUCACUGACGGUAACACCCAGGAAGUGACUCUGACGAAGAGCGACCAUGGUCUGGGCUUCAGCUUCCUCAUGUGUGAGCUGGAUCCUCCCGUCUGGGAGUUUGGUAGCCUGAUCCGGAUCAAGCAGCUGUUCCCGGGUCAGCCGGCCCAGCAGAGCGGCCGGAUCCAGGAGGGGGACGUCCUGCUGGCGGUCAACGGACAGUCCCUCAGAGAGCUCUCCUACCCGAGAGUUCUGAAGCUGUUCAAGACUUCACCACCUGAAGUUAGACUGACUCUCAGUCGGCCUGCACCAGGGGUCCUUCCUUCCAUUGAUCAGUUUACAGGGACAUGAGUGAUGUCACAGAGUCACGCAGCAUCACGGGACGUUCCCCAGCAGCAACACGUCCUGAUCAAUCACUAAUCAAUCAGGAGAAACCUAAAGAUAUCAGUGUUCUGACUCUGACUCUUCUGAAAGCCGACUGAAGACUCGCUGACGGAGGUCGGAGGUCAAUGUGGACGGAUUUAUGGAAGCGAUUGUUAAAAAAAUG
Centropristis striata (black sea bass) is the source of this 3714-nucleotide messenger RNA. It is a transcript of the gene frmpd2, whose product is annotated as FERM and PDZ domain containing 2. Bases 48 to 3518 code for a protein of 1156 amino acids. NCBI's taxonomy places the organism in Eukaryota, Metazoa, Chordata, Actinopteri, Perciformes, Serranidae. The record is from RefSeq and is a predicted model, not a curated record. Gene Ontology annotation, cellular component: cytoskeleton. The transcript has 28 exons. Gene Ontology annotation, molecular function: protein binding.